Musca domestica (house fly) is the source of this 2147-nucleotide messenger RNA. RefSeq names its product dihydropyrimidinase. Gene Ontology annotation, biological process: pyrimidine nucleobase catabolic process. Bases 298 to 2094 code for a protein of 598 amino acids. Gene Ontology annotation, molecular function: dihydropyrimidinase activity. NCBI's taxonomy places the organism in Eukaryota, Metazoa, Arthropoda, Insecta, Diptera, Muscidae. The transcript has 9 exons. The record is from RefSeq and is a predicted model, not a curated record. Gene Ontology annotation, cellular component: cytosol; cytoplasm.
AACAUUCGUGGUGUUCAGAUCGGUUCGGAUCGAUUAGUUGACGCGACGUUGGUAAAGAAAAACAAUUUUGUGAACGGCAGUGUUCUGUGUGAUUGUUUUAUAACAAAAUAAAAAAAAAAAAUAAUACGAUUUUUCUGGAAGCUCAAAAGUAAUAAAAAUAAAAUAAAAUUGUAAUAAAAUUGUUUAAUAAAAAAAUCGGAAAAUUAAUAGUGCUCUUUUCCAGUGUGCUUAUAUAAAUUGAAAAAAGAGCCAUAAACAAAUAACAUUACGUGAUAAUCAGUCAGUCAGUCAGAAACAAUGUCGCACAGCCCAAAACCCGUCAAGAAGGUGCCCCUCCAUUUGCAGAGCGCCCAAAAUCGUGUCUACAUAAAAAAUGGCCAGGUUGUCAACGAUGAUGGCAUGUUCAAAGCCGAUGUUUACAUCGAGGAUGGCAUUAUCAAGUUUGUAGGCCCAGCAUCUGAAAUUAAUAUUCCCGGAGGUGUACGUGUGAUUGAUGCCACUGGGCGUUUGAUUAUACCCGGCGGUAUUGAUCCUCACACCCAUUUCCAAUUUGAAUUUGGUGGAGCUGUGUCUGUUGAUGACUUCUAUCAUGGAACCAGAGCCGCCGUUGCUGGUGGCACCACAACCAUUAUUGAUUUUGUCAUGCCCAACAAGGGUGAAUCCUUGAUUGAUGCCUAUCACAAGUGGCGCUCUUGGGCUGACCCCAAAGUGUGCUGUGAUUAUGCCCUGCAUGUGGGCGUAACAUGGUGGUCCAAAUUGGUAUCGGAUGAAAUGAAAAUUUUGUGCCAAGAGUUGGGCAUCAAUUCCUACAAAAUGUUCAUGGCCUACAAGGGAUUGUAUCAACUGAACGAUUCCGAUAUGUUGGAUAGCUUGGAACGCAUUCGUGAAUUGGGGGCAUUGGCUCAGGUCCAUGCCGAAAAUGGUGAUAUUAUUGCCAAAAAUGCGGGUAAACUGUUGAAUGCCGGCGUCACCGGUCCUGAGGGUCAUGAAAUGUCACGCCAGGAAGAAGUGGAAGCUGAAGCCGUUCACCGCGCAUGCAUAUUGGCUCAUCAGGUUGAUUGUCCCCUCUAUGUGGUCCAUGUAAUGGGCAAAUCGGCUGGUAUUGAAUUGGCCAGAGCUCGCCGCCGUUACAACAAUCGCGGUAUUUAUGGUGAAACUUUGGCCGCCGCUCUGGGCACCGAUGGUACACACUGUCACAACAAUUGUUUCCAUCAUGCCGCUGCUCAUAUCCUCAGUCCUCCCCUUAGAUCAGAUCCCACCACCCCCGAGUUCAUGAUGAGAUUAUUGGCAAACGAUGGCCUUCAGACCACCGGCAGUGACAACUGCACCUUCAACAAGGAACACAAAGAGCUGGGCAAGGGUAACUUUACCAAAAUCCCCAAUGGUGUUAACGGUGUUGAGGACCGCAUGUCUGUGGUGUGGGAGAAAGGUGUCCAUGCCGGCAUCUUGGAUCCUUGCCGUUUUGUUGCCGUCACCAGUACCAAUGCUGCCAAACUCUUCAAUUUGUAUCCCCAAAAGGGACGCAUUGCUGCUGGCUCCGAUGCCGACAUUGUCGUCUGGAAUCCAAAUAUCACCCGCACCAUCUCCAAGGAUACCCACCACCACAAUUGUGAUUUUAAUAUUUUCGAAGGCAUGGUUUGCCAUGGUGUUCCCGAGAUUGUAUUGGUGCGUGGUCGUGUCUGUGUGGAAGAUGGUAAUGUUCGUGUGGCCGAAGGCUUUGGUCGUUUCUUAAGCACUCCAGUGCGAACACCAUAUAUCUAUGAUGUUUUGGAGGGCAAAGUUCCAGCUGAACAGAGCAAUGGUGACGGCAAGGCUGCUGAUGGAGUCAAUGGCGGUGUAAAGAGUCUAAACUUUGAUGCGUUACAGAAGGAGGUGACUUAUCAGAAACCUAUUUCUCACACUCUGCUCAGCUCCGCCUACGAUGUGGGUAGUCAAGCCAAACCUCAGAGUCCAACUGGUCUCAAGCAUGUAGAUGGCGCCAGAAACAUGCAAGAAUCGACUUUUUCCAUAAGCCAGGAAUUGGAUAAAAAUGGUCCCCGCCCAUCGGUAAAAGUACACAACCCACCUGGUGGCAAAUCUUCCGGAUUCUGGUAACUCAGAUGUCUCCUGAAUUUCUUCGUGUUUACUCUUAAUUGCGGACAAUACAA